Messenger RNA from Phytophthora nicotianae INRA-310, 978 nucleotides. RefSeq lists its product as hypothetical. Bases 1 to 978 code for a protein of 325 amino acids. The record is from RefSeq and is a predicted model, not a curated record. The transcript has 6 exons. Lineage: Eukaryota; Oomycota; Peronosporomycetes; Peronosporales; Peronosporaceae.
AUGGCGUCACGGAAGACAAAGAAGCGAGCUCAUGUCAGCGACAGCGACCACAACAGCGGAGAUGAUGCUGAGGAUUUCAAUGGCGUCAGCGUCUCUUUCCCCCCGUUUAGCGGGGAGUUCGAGUCCUGGGACGCAUUCCACGAGGAGCUAAAGAGGUACCAGGAAGAGACGCAUCAACUGUACAAGAUUCGCUCUACAAACUCCGUGCCCGAUCGCAACAAAAAGUGCGGGUCACCAAGCACGUGGCCACCCACAACCACGACGUCGGUCAAGACGUCUACUAUACAUACGGAGAAGCCCUCAAAAUUACUUCUCCAGGCACGCAACGUGUCGUGUUCUAAGAAGAAGAAGAUACUGCGCUAUCUCAAGGAGGUCUCGGGGAAAGUUGUUCUACCCAAGGAUGUCGAGAAUCUUAUUACUAAGAUGCGUAAGGAGACCUACACGUCUGAGGACGAUAACGUGCGCGUGGCUCAAGUGCUUCAAGACUUUAGCGAGGGUCCUGGCAACGCUGUCGACGUCUUUCGUGAUAAAUCUACGGGGCUUACAACGUGUAUUACGUUCCAGACGGCCCACAUGCGACGGAUGGUGGGUAAGUUUCCGGAGGCUGUCUGCGUCGAUUCGACCUACGGAACCAACAUCAAUCGAUAUCGGUUGUUCAGUUUCAUGAUUACGGACAAGUUCGGGUGUGGAGCUUUUGCGCAGCAUUCUCUAGUGGACGGAGAGAGCAGGUUGAACAUUGAGUGCGCAGAUUUCACUGAACUGGCGCUGCUGCGAGAUGAAUUUCCAUGUGCGACUAUCAUCCUCUGCCACUUUCACGUUAUUGACUAUCUUCAGCGAGAAGUGAGCAAGAAAGACUAUGGGUUCUCCAGUUUUGAGAAGAUGCACGUGAAGAAUACCCUGACGUUGAUGGUUCGAGCGGAGAAUGAGAGUCUAUUCGAUGACUACCUGUCGGCAUUGAGGAAACUGUGUGCGAGUUAA